Malaya genurostris is the source of this 12551-nucleotide messenger RNA. RefSeq lists its product as uncharacterized. Gene Ontology annotation, molecular function: voltage-gated sodium channel activity; low voltage-gated calcium channel activity. Gene Ontology annotation, biological process: calcium ion import; membrane depolarization during action potential; sodium ion transmembrane transport. Gene Ontology annotation, cellular component: voltage-gated sodium channel complex; plasma membrane; voltage-gated calcium channel complex. NCBI's taxonomy places the organism in Eukaryota, Metazoa, Arthropoda, Insecta, Diptera, Culicidae. The transcript is spliced from 39 exons. The record is from RefSeq and is a predicted model, not a curated record. Bases 203 to 11977 code for a protein of 3924 amino acids.
UCGAAUGCUUUAGCAUUCACCAGGAAUAAAACUACACUAAUUCUGACAAUUUUGCAAUAACUCUUUGUGAUAUAGUGCUUUUUCCUCCUCCAAUGUAGUUAUGAAACGUGCUGCGAACAUUUUCCACUCAAUUUACGAGCAUUUCAGAAAACCAUAGUAAAUGUAACAAAAGCAAAUGUUACGCAGGUGAAACAUUGACAAAAUGCAUCAUAUAACGCCGGAAUCUCAGAACAGUGCCGACAACGGUCCAAAAUUUGAUGCAAAACAAGAGAAAAACAAACGAGUUACGGGCAAAACGUGCAAUCUGCGAGAGGGCCGAGGCUCACUGGUCAUACAGAAUGUCGCAGCCAAACGAAUUUCCGGUCAAAACGACGGGUUCAGCGAAAAGAACAGCCAAUUUAGCGACCAUUACGGUUCGCGUGCCAGUAAACGUGCCAAGGCCAAUGGUUCCACGACGUCCAGCGGGACAAUCGACUCGUCCGGGAGCACCUGCAGUGACGGCGAUACGUCGUCCUCGUACGGUGAAAGCAAUCUGCCCUAUCCCGGGUUUGUGGAGUAUUCGCUCAAAUAUCUUCGUCAGGACUCGAAACCGCGGAUCUGGUGCCUGCAGCUUAUUACUAAUCCGUGGUUUGAGCGAAUCUCCAUGCUAGUGAUAUUACUUAAUUGUGUCACGUUAGGAAUGUAUCAACCUUGCGUAGACGAUGCUUGCGUUACGAAUCGAUGUAAAAUAUUACAGAUUUUCGAUGAUAUCAUUUUCGCAUUCUUUUCACUGGAAAUGACAAUCAAAAUUGUGGCCAUGGGAGCGUGGGGCAAAGGCACCUACCUGGCGGAUUCCUGGAAUCGGUUGGAUUUCUUCAUCGUUCUGGCCGGUGCCUUGGAGUAUUGCCUGCAGGUUGAAAACUUUAAUUUAACGGCUAUCAGAACGAUCCGUGUACUGCGGCCACUCCGAGCAAUCAAUCGAAUUCCAAGUAUGCGAAUUCUGGUCAUGCUUCUACUGGACACUUUGCCGAUGCUGGGAAAUGUUUUGCUGUUGUGCUUUUUCGUUUUUUUCAUAUUCGGUAUUGUAGGUGUCCAACUGUGGGAAGGAAUUCUACGGCAACGAUGUGUGAUAGCUUUACCGGAUAACGUAUCUACUCCAGAGACCAUACCAGAAGAAUACCGAGUCCGUGUUCGCGUCAAUUCCAUAUCAUUCUACUAUGAGUUCUCGAAAGAACAGGACUACAUAUGUUCAAAACCGGAUGAUUCAGGGAUGCAUCUGUGCAAAGAUCUACCGCCAUACCGAAUAGGACCACUAGUUUGUAAUGAUUCUGCAAUCCCCUUUUCGAACAACAUACCAACACGCACCUCUUGUGUCAAUUGGAACCAAUACUACACGAACUGUACUCAGUUGGGAAGUAAUCCAUUUCAAGGGACUAUAUCUUUCGACAAUAUUGGCCUAGCAUGGGUGGCGAUCUUUCUGGUGAUAUCACUCGAAGGUUGGACUGAUAUUAUGUACUAUGUACAGGAUGCUCACAGUUUCUGGGACUGGAUCUAUUUUGUGUUACUGAUCGUGAUUGGAUCAUUUUUCAUGAUAAACCUUUGCCUGGUCGUCAUCGCCACUCAGUUUUCCGAAACCAAAAAACGAGAAAUGGAACGAAUGCGACAGGAACGGGCUCGCUUUACAUCCACCUCCACACUAGCGUCUAGCACAAACAAUUCCGAACCGACAACCUGCUACGCGGAAAUCGUCAAAUACAUUGCUCAUUUGUACAGGCGAUUCAAGCGUCGACUGAUUAAGAAGUUACGAUUGUAUAAAUACAAUUUUCAACACCGAAAGGAAGGAUUGCUAUCGCACACACCGGAAACGUUAACUUUGUCGCCCAACAGGCUGAAAGCACAUCAUCCGAAAUGCCCUAGAAUCAAGUCCCUGUCGAACAGCAGCAUCCAUAAAAACAAUCAGGAGGUCUAUUCUCCCACUUCCAUCGUAUCUCGGCAUAUGAAAGCGUCAUCGGUUUGCAGCGAAAAACAUUCAUCGUCGGAUGUAUCGGAAAUGGUUUCGGCAGAAAACAUCAAAAACAAUGUCCUAAACAAUUGCUCAAACUAUGCAAACACUGAGGACCGGCAGAAAGUGGUACUGCUGAAGGUGCCCAACAACGAAAAUAACCAAUCUUCAACCAAUUCACUGAGCACGUCAGCGUCAACCGGCAGAAGAAAAUCGUCCGUGAUGUUCGAUGAGUGUGUUAAACAUCAUACCACUCCGACCAUUCCGGAACCACCGGCCGAUAAAAAUGUGUACUGUUUGGAAAAAAUGACGCAGACGAGUGAUGCUGGUAUUUGGCAGGUUAAUCUACCGCAGUCUCUGCAAACAAUGACAUCCGUUAUCAACGAUUAUUCGGAGCUAUGUUUGACGGAUGCUAUGACAUGUCAAGAGUUGCUUGCAUUUUCCGUGGCGUUUUCGGCUGCACUACCGACCGGACACACGACACUGGAAUCGUUCUACUCAACGCUGAUGAGGACGCGGACGAACGACAGUAAGAAGUCACCGGUACCGAGCAUUCAAGGGAACAACGCAAAACACGUAUCACAGAAAGUAUCGCCAACGGCUUCGAACUGUUUGGCACAAAAUUCAGCGAACAUCAAUAACAUUAACCUGGAAGAGUUUUCCUGCUGCUACGAACUAUACCAGAAUGCGGCACUGGCCGAAAAACACACCAAAGAACAUUCGAAGGCGUACUGCUGUUUGGCGGGGAUGUGCCGACAGAUCAAGACAUGCCUUCGGUACGUGCGCUCAUGCAUCAAACGAUUGGUGGAGCACAAAUAUUUCCAGCAGGGAAUUCUGCUGGCCAUUCUCAUCAACACCCUUUCGAUGGGCAUCGAGUAUCACAAUCAACCGGAGGAGCUGACCGCAAUCGUAGAAACCAGCAACAUUGCCUUCUCCGCCAUAUUUGCGGUUGAAAUGGUGCUGAAGAUUGUCGCCGAAGGUCCGUUUCGAUACGUGGCCAAUGGAUUCAACGUAUUCGAUGGAGUUAUUGUGAUCCUAAGUGUCGUCGAGCUGGGCCAAGCGUACCUGGGCGAAGGACAAGGAAGCUCGGGAUUGAGUGUGCUGCGAACGUUCCGUCUUUUGCGUAUACUAAAACUAGUCCGUUUCAUGCCGAACCUGCGACGUCAGCUAUUCGUGAUGCUACGAACUAUGGACAACGUUGCGAUAUUCUUCUCCUUACUGAUACUGUUCAUUUUCAUUUUCAGUAUCCUCGGAAUGAAUCUGUUCGGUUGCAAGUUCUGCGAUAAAAACGAGACAACCGGUGGUGAGGAAGAGUGUGAUAGGAAAAAUUUUGACAGCCUCUUGUGGGCAUUGGUGACCGUUUUCCAGAUCCUUACCCAAGAGGACUGGAACGUCGUUCUGUUCAAUGGAAUGGAAAAAACAAGCCACUGGGCAGCAUUAUACUUUGUCACCCUGAUGACAUUCGGGAACUACGUGCUGUUCAAUUUACUGGUAGCCAUUUUAGUCGAAGGAUUCAGCUCGGAGAGGAACGAGAGACGAGAACGUGAACAACGCGAACUUGUCAAAGCUAAAUUGAAUGCCGAAUCGUUGGCCGCACAAGAACAAAAUAGCGAUAUUUUUGACGAUCCUAAAAGCUUCUCCGAGUCAACCACCAGCGACAGCUACAACGAAGCCCGAGGGAAGUGGUUCAGUGCAGAAGAAUUGCGAAAGAUCAGAGAUAUUAAAUGCAACAUUCAGAAACAACGUUUACUACAACCGGAUUAUGAUAUAAACUUAUCCAUACCGAAAUUAAACUCAGACAAAGACAUCCUAAACUCCGUUGAUCCACACGCAACCAAAAAGAAAAAAUGCGAACCACUAACACUGUACAACCUGCAGCACAUAGACGCUCCCAUUAUAACGACAACGGCUGCCACCCCACAGGACUCUCCGAAUGGAACCCUGGAAGUGGGAAGCGGUUUCCGAGAUUGGGAAAACAUGCAAUCGGAGAGAGGCGAAAGUGCAACACUACUCAAACCACCGCCGGUUCUUGGUUCUCUGAAAGCAAUAGAUGAUCGAUCCUUCCUAGAAGGGACACCCGUGUUCAAUGAAAUUCGAAGAAAGUCUGAAAAAUCUCACAACACUCCGAAUGAGUACCGACAAUCAACCGGCAAUCGUGGUCGACAAUCAAGCUUGAGUGAGACACAGGAAAAACAUGGAAUUUCACGAAAAUGCAGCUUAAAAUUACAAAACAAUGCACUGAAAGAGAAGGAAGUCCUGAACAACGGAAGAGGACAAACACUAUCCAACAUUCGAAAAAACAACACUCUACUUCAGAAAACCUACCGCAUUCAGAAUGACACUCAACGGGAUAAACAUAGUGUUUCGCGGAGAAACUCCACCAGAAGGUCGUCCUCGGUUCGCAUGGGAAGCAAUACGGGCAGCAUAGCCAGCAACAUAAGCGCCACGUCUUACUCCAAAUAUCCGUACAAUGAAAACGAUCAGUUCUUUUUCGAUCGGAAAAACUCGCUACGAUUGAGUGACAUCCGAAGUCCGAACAAUGCCCGUCGAAUGUCGGCGAUCGAGCAAACAUAUCGGAAGCAUUCCCGCGUGGCACUGCACAACUUUGAACUGCGAAAGAUUCAGGAAGAACUCAGCAAGAACAACAAUCAACCGGCAGCCGCACCGGAUACGGUUGAACAAGUCCAGAACUCCACCGUGGAGGUUUCACCCGCAAGACAGAAGAAAAAGUCCAAAGGACGGUUGAAGCAGUUCUUCCGUUAUGUAACGCCUCAUAAUUUUGUGGAGGAACGGGAUUUGUACACUCUGUACAUAUUUCCCGGGGACAACCGAUUCCGUCAGAUGUGUAGCUGGUUCGUGAAUCAGAAAUGGUUCGAUAAUGUGAUCCUGCUGUUUAUUGCACUGAACUGCAUAACAUUGGCUAUGGAAAGACCCAACAUACCACCCAACUGUCCGGAGCGAUACUUUCUGUCAACGGCGAACUAUGUGUUCACGGUGGUGUUUGCAGUCGAAAUGUUUAUCAAAGUUGUAGCCACCGGAAUGUUCUACGGACCAGACGCAUAUUUUACUUCCGGUUGGAACAUCAUGGACGGUUCACUGGUUAUCAUCUCGAUCAUAGAUCUACUGAUGUCUCUGAUUAGUGAAUCGAGUCCCAGAAUAUUCGGCAUACUACGGGUUUUCCGACUUCUACGAUCGCUGCGUCCAUUGCGGGUUAUCAACAGAGCUCCCGGAUUGAAACUGGUUGUACAAACGCUGCUGUCAUCGCUACGCCCCAUCGGAAAUAUAGUGCUAAUAUGUUGCACAUUUUUCAUUAUUUUCGGUAUCCUAGGAGUUCAGCUCUUCAAAGGCACAUUUUUCUAUUGUGAAGGCGAAAACAUCAAAGGCGUGCGGACUAAAGACGAAUGCAAACGGAUCGACGGUAAUGUGUGGAUAAAUCGAAAAUAUAAUUUCGAUGAUCUUGGCAAGGCGCUGAUGUCCCUGUUCGUACUGUCGUCACGUGACGGCUGGGUCAACAUCAUGUACACCGGACUGGACGCAGUAGGCGUAGAUCAGCAGCCAAUUGUCAACUAUAAUGAAUGGCGGCUGUUGUACUUUAUCGCAUUCAUCCUUCUUGUGGGAUUCUUUGUUUUGAACAUGUUCGUUGGAGUUGUGGUGGAGAACUUCCACAGAUGCCGCGAGGAACAGGAGAAGGAGGAGAAAAUUCGUCGAGCUGCUAAACGAGCUUUGCAGAUGGAGAAAAAGAGAAGACGAAUGCACGAGCCACCGUACUAUACCAACUAUUCCCCGCUGCGCAUGUUUGUCCACAAUGUCGUCACGUCGAAGUAUUUCGAUCUGGCAAUCGCCGCCGUCAUAGGACUGAACGUGGUGACAAUGGCCAUGGAGUACUACAUGAUGCCGCUGCCGCUGGAAUAUGCUCUGAAAAUUUUCAACUACUUCUUCACGGCGGUAUUCAUACUGGAAGCCGCCAUGAAACUGCUGGCCCUGGGAUUGAAAAUCUACAUGAAGGACAAAUGGAACCAGCUGGACGUGGGAAUCGUGAUUCUAUCGAUCGUAGGAAUUGUUCUGGAGGAAUUGGAAACCAACAUCAUCCCCAUCAACCCGACGAUCAUUCGCGUGAUGCGAGUGCUGAGAAUUGCCCGGGUUCUUAAAUUGCUCAAAAUGGCCAAAGGAAUCAGAGCUCUACUUGAUACGGUUAUGCAAGCACUGCCACAGGUGGGAAAUCUUGGUCUACUGUUUUUCCUACUGUUCUUCAUUUUUGCUGCACUGGGAGUGGAACUGUUCGGAAGGUUGGAAUGUUCGGACGAGCUGCCGUGCCAGGGUCUGGGAGAACAUGCCCACUUUGCCAACUUUGGCAUGGCAUUUUUAACACUGUUUCGGGUUGCAACCGGUGACAAUUGGAAUGGCAUUAUGAAGGAUACGCUGCGGGAUGAUUGCGAUGAUGCAGCCGAUUGUGUGAAGAAUUGUUGCGUCAGCACCAUAAUUGCUCCGAUAUUUUUCGUAAUCUUUGUGCUGAUGGCUCAGUUCGUGCUAGUCAAUGUGGUGGUGGCAGUUUUGAUGAAACACCUGGAGGAAAGCCACAAACAGAUGGAAGAUGAGCUCGAUAUCGAAACGGAACUGGAGCGGGAGUUCGAACGGGAACAGGAAUUCGAAGAAGAACAAGCACUUUGUCUACAGCUGGAAAAAGACCAGAAGCAACUACAGAAAAGACCACUGACGAAGGUGUCUUCACUACCGUCAAAUUUUACCUACAGUACGCCAGUAUUAGAGAAACGAUCGAACUUACAGCGACGACAAACAGUACAGUAUUUCAAUCAAAACGUUUCACUUUGUAACUCGUAUUCAAACGCAAAUUCCUACGAUGAAACAGCGGAAAAUAAUAUAAAAGAAGAUGAUCUGGAACCGCCAGGCACUGUCAAUGAUAAUGCUAGCGAUAAAAGUGCCAAUAAGAAAAUACACAUCAACAAAUCAUUGUUCAACAAAAGUGUGGAAAGAAAAGCAUCGACAGACGAGUUCAAAACACAGCAAAAAACCGGUGAUGAUUUCGCGGUCAAUUCGUUGAAACACACCAACAGUUGGAAGGAAAAUAAUAUCGAACACAGCCUGAAAGACUCGACGGCAGACUCGACGUUGAAAAUGUCCUGCCCAACGAUUGUACCAACGGCCAAAGGGAUCUCGAAAAACAACAAACCGGAAUACCGUCAAUUAAGUCUCGAUUGUGAUGUGAAAGCCAACCUAAACCUCCCAAGUUCGGGCAGUAAAUUUUUCUCCACUGCCCCCGGCGGCAGCAGCAACAGCAGCAACAGUGUUCAAAAUACACUGAACAACAACAACAACAACCAGAACAGUAACAACAGCAACAACAAAUCCUUUCUCUCCGUGCCCAAAUUGCAGUCCAAGAGCCGUUCCGGUAGCACGAAACAACUGUUCAAACAAGCUGCCCUGGAUGAGGAUCCCGAAACGAACGAAAGUUCGUUGCUACUACCUUCGGCUUCACAUACAACUGCCUCCAGUGCCGGUGAUCAUUCCUUCAAUAAGCUGACUGUGUGCAGCGAAGAUGCCGUGAAAAAGUCCGAAUCAUGCGAAAUCCUGCGGAUAAUUUCGGAACGGAGGAAAAUAUUCUUCCAUUUGAUAAUACUUGCAUGGACUGGAAUCUUUCUAUGCUGCUGUUUAACGUUACUUCUUGUUGUCGUGAUCGCUCCGAACGUUUCGAAUGUUGAAAAUAAUGCUGUUUUUUUCACCGUUCAGAUCCUUACCCAAGAGGACUGGAACGUCGUUCUGUUCAAUGGAAUGGAAAAAACAAGCCACUGGGCAGCAUUAUACUUUGUCACCCUGAUGACAUUCGGGAACUACGUGCUGUUCAAUUUACUGGUAGCCAUUUUAGUCGAAGGAUUCAGCUCGGAGAGGAACGAGAGACGAGAACGUGAACAACGCGAACUUGUCAAAGCUAAAUUGAAUGCCGAAUCGUUGGCCGCACAAGAACAAAAUAGCGAUAUUUUUGACGAUCCUAAAAGCUUCUCCGAGUCAACCACCAGCGACAGCUACAACGAAGCCCGAGGGAAGUGGUUCAGUGCAGAAGAAUUGCGAAAGAUCAGAGAUAUUAAAUGCAACAUUCAGAAACAACGUUUACUACAACCGGAUUAUGAUAUAAACUUAUCCAUACCGAAAUUAAACUCAGACAAAGACAUCCUAAACUCCGUUGAUCCACACGCAACCAAAAAGAAAAAAUGCGAACCACUAACACUGUACAACCUGCAGCACAUAGACGCUCCCAUUAUAACGACAACGGCUGCCACCCCACAGGACUCUCCGAAUGGAACCCUGGAAGUGGGAAGCGGUUUCCGAGAUUGGGAAAACAUGCAAUCGGAGAGAGGCGAAAGUGCAACACUACUCAAACCACCGCCGGUUCUUGGUUCUCUGAAAGCAAUAGAUGAUCGAUCCUUCCUAGAAGGGACACCCGUGUUCAAUGAAAUUCGAAGAAAGUCUGAAAAAUCUCACAACACUCCGAAUGAGUACCGACAAUCAACCGGCAAUCGUGGUCGACAAUCAAGCUUGAGUGAGACACAGGAAAAACAUGGAAUUUCACGAAAAUGCAGCUUAAAAUUACAAAACAAUGCACUGAAAGAGAAGGAAGUCCUGAACAACGGAAGAGGACAAACACUAUCCAACAUUCGAAAAAACAACACUCUACUUCAGAAAACCUACCGCAUUCAGAAUGACACUCAACGGGAUAAACAUAGUGUUUCGCGGAGAAACUCCACCAGAAGGUCGUCCUCGGUUCGCAUGGGAAGCAAUACGGGCAGCAUAGCCAGCAACAUAAGCGCCACGUCUUACUCCAAAUAUCCGUACAAUGAAAACGAUCAGUUCUUUUUCGAUCGGAAAAACUCGCUACGAUUGAGUGACAUCCGAAGUCCGAACAAUGCCCGUCGAAUGUCGGCGAUCGAGCAAACAUAUCGGAAGCAUUCCCGCGUGGCACUGCACAACUUUGAACUGCGAAAGAUUCAGGAAGAACUCAGCAAGAACAACAAUCAACCGGCAGCCGCACCGGAUACGGUUGAACAAGUCCAGAACUCCACCGUGGAGGUUUCACCCGCAAGACAGAAGAAAAAGUCCAAAGGACGGUUGAAGCAGUUCUUCCGUUAUGUAACGCCUCAUAAUUUUGUGGAGGAACGGGAUUUGUACACUCUGUACAUAUUUCCCGGGGACAACCGAUUCCGUCAGAUGUGUAGCUGGUUCGUGAAUCAGAAAUGGUUCGAUAAUGUGAUCCUGCUGUUUAUUGCACUGAACUGCAUAACAUUGGCUAUGGAAAGACCCAACAUACCACCCAACUGUCCGGAGCGAUACUUUCUGUCAACGGCGAACUAUGUGUUCACGGUGGUGUUUGCAGUCGAAAUGUUUAUCAAAGUUGUAGCCACCGGAAUGUUCUACGGACCAGACGCAUAUUUUACUUCCGGUUGGAACAUCAUGGACGGUUCACUGGUUAUCAUCUCGAUCAUAGAUCUACUGAUGUCUCUGAUUAGUGAAUCGAGUCCCAGAAUAUUCGGCAUACUACGGGUUUUCCGACUUCUACGAUCGCUGCGUCCAUUGCGGGUUAUCAACAGAGCUCCCGGAUUGAAACUGGUUGUACAAACGCUGCUGUCAUCGCUACGCCCCAUCGGAAAUAUAGUGCUAAUAUGUUGCACAUUUUUCAUUAUUUUCGGUAUCCUAGGAGUUCAGCUCUUCAAAGGCACAUUUUUCUAUUGUGAAGGCGAAAACAUCAAAGGCGUGCGGACUAAAGACGAAUGCAAACGGAUCGACGGUAAUGUGUGGAUAAAUCGAAAAUAUAAUUUCGAUGAUCUUGGCAAGGCGCUGAUGUCCCUGUUCGUACUGUCGUCACGUGACGGCUGGGUCAACAUCAUGUACACCGGACUGGACGCAGUAGGCGUAGAUCAGCAGCCAAUUGUCAACUAUAAUGAAUGGCGGCUGUUGUACUUUAUCGCAUUCAUCCUUCUUGUGGGAUUCUUUGUUUUGAACAUGUUCGUUGGAGUUGUGGUGGAGAACUUCCACAGAUGCCGCGAGGAACAGGAGAAGGAGGAGAAAAUUCGUCGAGCUGCUAAACGAGCUUUGCAGAUGGAGAAAAAGAGAAGACGAAUGCACGAGCCACCGUACUAUACCAACUAUUCCCCGCUGCGCAUGUUUGUCCACAAUGUCGUCACGUCGAAGUAUUUCGAUCUGGCAAUCGCCGCCGUCAUAGGACUGAACGUGGUGACAAUGGCCAUGGAGUACUACAUGAUGCCGCUGCCGCUGGAAUAUGCUCUGAAAAUUUUCAACUACUUCUUCACGGCGGUAUUCAUACUGGAAGCCGCCAUGAAACUGCUGGCCCUGGGAUUGAAAAUCUACAUGAAGGACAAAUGGAACCAGCUGGACGUGGGAAUCGUGAUUCUAUCGAUCGUAGGAAUUGUUCUGGAGGAAUUGGAAACCAACAUCAUCCCCAUCAACCCGACGAUCAUUCGCGUGAUGCGAGUGCUGAGAAUUGCCCGGGUUCUUAAAUUGCUCAAAAUGGCCAAAGGAAUCAGAGCUCUACUUGAUACGGUUAUGCAAGCACUGCCACAGGUGGGAAAUCUUGGUCUACUGUUUUUCCUACUGUUCUUCAUUUUUGCUGCACUGGGAGUGGAACUGUUCGGAAGGUUGGAAUGUUCGGACGAGCUGCCGUGCCAGGGUCUGGGAGAACAUGCCCACUUUGCCAACUUUGGCAUGGCAUUUUUAACACUGUUUCGGGUUGCAACCGGUGACAAUUGGAAUGGCAUUAUGAAGGAUACGCUGCGGGAUGAUUGCGAUGAUGCAGCCGAUUGUGUGAAGAAUUGUUGCGUCAGCACCAUAAUUGCUCCGAUAUUUUUCGUAAUCUUUGUGCUGAUGGCUCAGUUCGUGCUAGUCAAUGUGGUGGUGGCAGUUUUGAUGAAACACCUGGAGGAAAGCCACAAACAGAUGGAAGAUGAGCUCGAUAUCGAAACGGAACUGGAGCGGGAGUUCGAACGGGAACAGGAAUUCGAAGAAGAACAAGCACUUUGUCUACAGCUGGAAAAAGACCAGAAGCAACUACAGAAAAGACCACUGACGAAGGUGUCUUCACUACCGUCAAAUUUUACCUACAGUACGCCAGUAUUAGAGAAACGAUCGAACUUACAGCGACGACAAACAGUACAGUAUUUCAAUCAAAACGUUUCACUUUGUAACUCGUAUUCAAACGCAAAUUCCUACGAUGAAACAGCGGAAAAUAAUAUAAAAGAAGAUGAUCUGGAACCGCCAGGCACUGUCAAUGAUAAUGCUAGCGAUAAAAGUGCCAAUAAGAAAAUACACAUCAACAAAUCAUUGUUCAACAAAAGUGUGGAAAGAAAAGCAUCGACAGACGAGUUCAAAACACAGCAAAAAACCGGUGAUGAUUUCGCGGUCAAUUCGUUGAAACACACCAACAGUUGGAAGGAAAAUAAUAUCGAACACAGCCUGAAAGACUCGACGGCAGACUCGACGUUGAAAAUGUCCUGCCCAACGAUUGUACCAACGGCCAAAGGGAUCUCGAAAAACAACAAACCGGAAUACCGUCAAUUAAGUCUCGAUUGUGAUGUGAAAGCCAACCUAAACCUCCCAAGUUCGGGCAGUAAAUUUUUCUCCACUGCCCCCGGCGGCAGCAGCAACAGCAGCAACAGUGUUCAAAAUACACUGAACAACAACAACAACAACCAGAACAGUAACAACAGCAACAACAAAUCCUUUCUCUCCGUGCCCAAAUUGCAGUCCAAGAGCCGUUCCGGUAGCACGAAACAACUGUUCAAACAAGCUGCCCUGGAUGAGGAUCCCGAAACGAACGAAAGUUCGUUGCUACUACCUUCGGCUUCACAUACAACUGCCUCCAGUGCCGGUGAUCAUUCCUUCAAUAUGCUGACUGUGUGCAGCGAAGAUGCCGUGAAAAAGUCCGAAUCAUGCGAAAUCCUGCGGAUAAUUUCGGAACGGAGGAAAAUAUAAUGCCAAGAUGAAAUUGAUUGUUCCAAAUUUUAAUGAAAACCAAACGUAAUUCUUCGUAGUAGACUUAUAGAAGAACUUUUAACGGAUCUGAGAGAAAAAAAAUCGUUACUCGUUUCCUUGGUCGUAACAAGCGACCUCAGAAAAGACUAGUUCUGGUUCGGAUUAUUGUCGAAGCCUCGCCUUUUACUGUCAGGAAUGGCGAGCACUUGCAGCACACGUCACUCCUGACAGAUGAACAGAUUUUCUGGAAAUUUCAAAACAAUUGUACUAUUUUCUCUUUUGUUACUACGUAAGUCAAUACAUUAUUAUGGUAGAUCAGUAGACUCAAAAUUAUACAAAAGAUUUAGUCAGAGCAACAAAAUCGAAAGUAACGUUAGUAUUCGGUGUUUACAUAUUAAAUAUACUAAGAAACUGACAAGGUUGUAAACUAUUUUUAUUGGUCUUGUUUUUCGUUUAAUGUUCAGAAAUUUACUAGCUAUAAAAUGAAGCAUGACAAUCUCGUAGAAGCCUUCCUAUUGUAACACUUACAUUCUGUAUAAGGACAACUAGUAAUAAAUACUAAAAUAAUGGAAAA